CCUACUCCCCUCCCCCUCACCCCCCACACAUACGCACCGUGCGGGAGCAGAGCGCAGCAGCGUCACCUCGGACCAGCGAGGGCUGCUGGCAGGGGGAGCUGAGCUCAAAAGGCAAACAAGACUCUCUCUCUCUCUGCUUUCUCCCCGUUUGAGGUUUGACCUCUCCUCCAGCUCCGGAGCCCCGCAAGUCUCCCCCUCCUCCUGUCGCCGGCAAUGGCGGCCGCCUCGGAGGAGGCCAUCAAGCAGUUCUCCGUCCUCAUGGAGCAGCUGAAGGAGCCCCUCAAGACCACAUUCCAGAAUGUGCACCAAGGAUAUCCAAGAGGGACUGUGCUGCGUUUUCUGAAGGCCAGAGAGUGGAACGUUCCUAAAGCUUACAAAAUGCUAAUGGACUGCUUAAAUUGGAGGCUUCAGAAUGAGAUUGACAGCGUUCUUGCCAAACCAAUAUUGCCCGCUGAUUUGUAUAGAUCUAUUCGUGAUACACUGCUUGUUGGAUUAACAGGAUAUUCCAAGCAGGGUCAACCUGUCUAUGCAUUCGGUGUUGGGCUCAGUACCUUUGACAGAGCAUCGGUGAACUACUAUUUGCAGUCUCACAUACAGAUGAAUGAGUAUCGAGAUCGUGUUGUCCUGCCAGGUGCUUCUGAGAUGUCCGGAAAACAGAUUAACACCUGCUUGAAAGUUAUGGAUAUGACUGGCCUGAAGCUUUCUGCUUUGAACCAAAUAAAGAUGUUGAGCACGAUAACAGCUGUUGAUGACCUUAAUUAUCCUGAGAAAACUGAGACGUAUUACAUUGUGAAUGCUCCAUAUGUUUUUUCGGCAUGUUGGAAGGUUGUGAAGCCUCUUUUACAAGAGCGAACUAAAAAGAAGAUCAAAGUCUUAUAUGGCCCUGGAAGAGAUGAAUUACUGAAGGUUAUGGACUACGCGUCACUCCCGCACUUCUGCAAGAGGGAAGGGUCCGGUUCGGGUUCGUCGUCGGACGAAGUCGACUGCUACUCGUACGACCAUCCUUUCCACCAGGAGCUGUACAGCUAUGUGAAGCAGCAAGCUCUGAGGAACCAGGACAGCGUUGGCCCCGCGAAGCAAGGGUCGAUGCAUGUGAGGGUGCCGACGCCGGACCUGGAGGAGGCCAAGAUCAUGGAGACGAUCCAGUCGGAGCUCCACAGCCUCAAGGCAGGCGACGGCAUUUCCCGCUCCUUCAGCAGGAUCACGAUCGAAGGUCCAUGAUGACCUUGUUUCCUGCUCAUAUCGAAGAUCGUCAUGGAUAUGAUCCAUGAUGAUCGGAGUGGCUCGAGAUGCGCGGAGCAGGUAAUCGAUUAUCUUAUUUGACGCCAGGAAAUUAUUCUGUGGUUUAUAGCAGUUCUUGCUUGCAUUGUAACCGCUGGCUGCAUAGCUCGAGUAGGAUCAUAUCAUAUCGGUAGAGGAAGUAGUAGUAGUAGCAGCAGCAAAACAUCGGAUUCUAAUAACCGAGUCUGUAUCGUGUUGUCGAAGAUGGUAGUAACUAGUAGCUCUGAUUAACCUGGCUAAUGGAUGGAUGUACCAUUUGCGCGUUACUGUUUCCAUGCUUCUCAUGGCAGGGAAAUUACCGUGCUCCCAGACAUGAGCAGCACGAGCUCUAUGUAUCUUAUCAAUCAGUAUAUAUAGUAUAUGUAUGUAUAUGUAAUCGCCCCCUGAUGUUGCAACUGGUAUAUCAUUAUGUAUUUGAUGUUACCUGAACCA
This is a messenger RNA of Triticum dicoccoides, 1713 nucleotides long. RefSeq names its product phosphatidylinositol/phosphatidylcholine transfer protein SFH9-like. NCBI's taxonomy places the organism in Eukaryota, Viridiplantae, Streptophyta, Magnoliopsida, Poales, Poaceae. The transcript is spliced from 11 exons. The record is from RefSeq and is a predicted model, not a curated record. Bases 214 to 1221 code for a protein of 335 amino acids.